CCUCCCUGAACCGAACAAAGGAUUGCCAGGGCCACCUCUCUCCUUGAACCUCAGGAGGCAGCACAGGACCCAGGCCCAUCCUCCGGGACCAUGGUUGGACUUCAGCCAUCAGAGGUGCCUCCCACCACAGUUGUGAAGUUCCUGGGGGCCGGCACCGCCGCCUGCUUUGCUGACCUCCUCACCUUCCCCCUGGACACCGCCAAGGUCCGCCUGCAGAUACAGGGGGAGAACCCAGGGGCGCAGAGCGUGCAGUACCGCGGCGUGCUGGGUACCAUCCUGACUAUGGUGCGCACGGAGGGUCCCCGCAGUCCCUACAGCGGACUGGUCGCUGGACUGCACCGCCAGAUGAGCUUUGCCUCCAUUCGAAUUGGCCUCUACGACUCUGUCAAGCAAUUCUACACCCCCAAGGGAGCGGACCACUCUAGCGUCGCCAUCAGGAUUCUGGCAGGCUGCACCACAGGAGCCAUGGCUGUGACCUGCGCCCAGCCCACGGAUGUGGUGAAGGUCCGAUUUCAAGCCAUGGUACGCCUGGGAACUGGAGGAGAGAGGAAAUACAGAGGGACUAUGGAUGCCUACAGAACCAUCGCCAGAGAGGAAGGAGUCAGGGGCCUAUGGAAAGGGACUUGGCCCAACAUCACAAGAAAUGCCAUUGUCAACUGUGCUGAGAUGGUGACCUAUGACAUCAUCAAGGAGAAGCUGCUGGACUCCCACCUGUUCACUGACAACUUCCCCUGCCACUUUGUGUCUGCCUUUGGAGCUGGCUUCUGUGCCACGGUGGUGGCCUCCCCAGUGGAUGUUGUAAAGACCCGAUACAUGAACGCGCCCCCAGGCAGGUACCGCAGCCCUCUGCACUGCAUGCUGAGGAUGGUGGCCCAGGAGGGCCCCACGGCCUUCUACAAGGGAUUUGUGCCCUCCUUUCUGCGCUUGGGAGCUUGGAAUGUGAUGAUGUUUGUAACCUACGAGCAGCUGAAGCGGGCCUUGAUGAAAGUCCAGGUUCUGCGGGAAUCCCCGUUUUGAACAAGGCAAGCAGGCCACCUGGACGGACAAGCCUCUCUGCCCUGGGGACGCGGGCCCACACGCGGUACAGAACCCUGCACUGUUGCUCACUUGAGAAACUGAACUAAAAGAGGAGGAGAGUUUUGGUUUCCGCAUUUUGUCCUAAAACACCAUUGUUUUGCACUGACCUGAUGGGAAAUAAAUUAUAUUAAUUUUUAAAACCCAUCUGGUUGGAUGCCUAACAUUUAGGCAAGAGACAGCAAAGAAAACCAGAGUCAACUCCCUUGAAAAGUAGGAUUGAAUGAUGCAUAAUAAUCAGGAAAGGCCACAGACACUGGGAAGAUCAGCCCACUGUGUUGUCCUUGAAUCAAACAAAAUGGUAGGAGAGACCCUUCAGCUCCAGCACAAAGCUGUGACUGCAGCCUUCCCAGUCACCAGGUGACUCCACCCCUCCGUAAGGAGUCUGCCAAGUGGACUCUAUCAGGAUUCUGGAGAAAAUGAGAAAGGAAAAAGAACACAUUGACCGUGUACGAGUGAGUCGUGCUGGGCCCACUGACGACACGAGGAUGGAGCGUAUUCAGUGGAUAACAGUCCUUCCCUGUCUGCCUCAUCAGGGUGUUGGGAAGAUAGAAAGCGAAGCAGGCAUGGAAGCACUUUCUAACAACGCCCGUCGUCUACAAAUAUAAACAUGAGGACAAUGUUUUAGGAGAGAUUCUAUCCAUAGAAGAAGUUUGAGGACAAUGCAGUUUGUAGUGGUGAGGCCAUGAACACCUGGACUGCUUGCUAAGGGCCAUAGGUGACUGAAGCCAUGGGGACCUGCUGCCUAGUAACGUCUAAGCGCUGGGGGGCAGGGCAGUGCUUGUCCAUCAGUCCAGAGUAGCAGGACUCAGAAACUUUAGGGAAUUGUUAGGACUCAGGAAAAGAAUUUCCACCUUAAGGGCAAGAACGAGCACCACUGCUCUUCUGCCUUCUCUCUCUUGGGGAUUUUCUCAUCUCAGGGUUCUACUGCCACCGGGCCCCGACCAGCUCUGCCCGCCCACACUUUGGAUGCAGUCUUUGCUCUACCUGUUAAGCCUUCAGCCUUCCAUCUGCAAAAGGGAGGGUGAAGAACAGGACCAACUUCCAAGCUUAAAACUGCACAUCUGGCAACGAAACAGCUCAGUGGGGUCAAUUCCUGGGACCCACAUAGUGGGAGGACAGAACAGACUCUUGCAAAUUGUCUUCUGACCUCCAUUUGAGCACCCUAUUCACAUGACUGGACAUAUGUACAAACACGAUAAAGACGGAAACAAACGUAAAAAAGGAAAAUAAAAAGAUUUACUGAAUGUGGAGGUUUGGAUGAGAUGUCCCCCUUAUGUUCCCAUAUGUCUCAGACACUUGAAUGCUUGGUCCCCAGUUUUUGGUGGUUGUUUGAGGAGGCUUAGAAGAUGUGGCCUUUUUUGGAAGAAGUGUGUCACUGGGAACUGGCUUGGAGAACUCAAAGAUUCACGACACUCCCAGUUUCUCUGGUUGUUGGUUUUGAGAUGUGAGUUCUUACUGGCCGCUCCGGUCGCCAGGCCUGUCUGCUGCCCGGCCUCCUCAGCCCGAUGCACUUUAUCCCAAAUAAACCUUCCUUCUGUAA
This is a messenger RNA of Apodemus sylvaticus (European woodmouse), 2617 nucleotides long. RefSeq names its product uncoupling protein 3 (gene Ucp3). The transcript has 6 exons. Gene Ontology annotation, biological process: adaptive thermogenesis; mitochondrial transmembrane transport; response to cold. Gene Ontology annotation, cellular component: mitochondrial membrane. NCBI's taxonomy places the organism in Eukaryota, Metazoa, Chordata, Mammalia, Rodentia, Muridae. Bases 91 to 1017 code for a protein of 308 amino acids. Gene Ontology annotation, molecular function: oxidative phosphorylation uncoupler activity. The record is from RefSeq and is a predicted model, not a curated record.